This is a messenger RNA of Ceutorhynchus assimilis (cabbage seed weevil), 570 nucleotides long. The record is from the annotation of a GenBank genome assembly. NCBI's taxonomy places the organism in Eukaryota, Metazoa, Arthropoda, Insecta, Coleoptera, Curculionidae.
AUGGGUAUAGCUAAAGCAUUUCAUCAAAAGGCCUCAAGUUUGUCAGAAAAGAAGCUCUGGGGCUAUAAGGUAACAAUGCUGGAUUGGGACUUUUGCCGAGCCUUGAUACUAAGCCCUUCAUAUAUUGCGAAUAGAGUGCAUGGCUUAGGAGAGAUAGCCGAGUUAUUUAUCAAUGCGGUUUCUGCCCUCAAACACACAUUUUUAUCAAGAAAGGCAGCUUCGGUGGAACUAAGCUCAGAAGAAGACUCGUACGAUGAUAAGUGUUCUUCUGUACAGCGGAAGCGGCGUUCCUGUAGUUCUUCCGGUCUCGAAUCAGAAAGCAAAAGAUCCAGGUUGCAGGCUUUGGAAGAUCGUAUGGACGCAAUGUUCUCUUCUCUUUCGGCAAAGAUCGACUCUUCAGCCAAUGUAGCAUCCCGUAAGGGGACAAAAAGGAACAUUUCUGACUCCGAUGUUGAUUCCGAAAAUGGUUUACCUCAUGCUAGUGAUUCCGAGGAUUUAAAUUCAUGGUCCGAAGUCGAUCAAUUUCAGUCAUUGCCAAAAACUGAGUUCCGAAGGGUGGAACAAUAUUAA